GCGGAGAGUGUGCAACAACUGUUACACCGGUAACAUAUAUCACACCUGCAUACACACGCGUGUCUUCGUGAACGUUCUUAAUUAUUUAUACCCGGUGAUAAGGGAGUGAGUGAAAAACUAAAAAAAAAAAAAAAAAAAAAAAUGCCUAUGGUGAGAAACGGCGGUUAGUUUGUAACCGGCAACCAGUGCCCCGAGACCCGAGUGAUCAAUAAUAUACAGUGCGCGUCGCAAGUUAUCGCCCUGUGUGCCUUUUUGGAGCAAAGGGUUUUUGUAGUUUGGUUGAAACGAUGACGGAGAGGAUGGACAAGGAGGGCGGCUCACCGGCCCAGGGCUUGAAAAGGGAGCUCGGGCUUUUCAGCGCCAUCAGCAUGAUCGUAGCCGUCAUGAUCGGCUCCGGCAUCUUCGUGUCACCCUCGAGUGCCUUGGAGCACUCGGGCUCGAUCGGCCUGAGCCUGAUAGUAUGGAUGGUAUGUGGCAUUCUGUCCCUACUGGGCGCCUUGGCGUUCGCGGAACUGAGCGCGGUUGUGCCAAAAUCGGGCGCCGAGUACGCUUACUUCCUCGACGCCUUCGGCCCCCUCCACCGCUACUUUGGCGAACUACCGGCCUUCCUUUACUCCUGGGUCUUCGUGUUCGUGCUCAGGCCCGCCGAGGUCGCGGUCAUCGUCCUCACGUUCGCCGAGUACUUUGUCCAACCCCUCGUUCCUCUCGUCGGUGAACUAGACGCCCACAACUGGACUCUGUUGAAGAAGCUCGUAGGAAGCCUGGCUCUUGGUCUGAUGGUCUACAUCAACAUAACGAGCGUGAAGCUCUACGUGAAGGUGCAAAACACCUUCGGGGUGUUCAAGAUCCUCGCCUGCAUCCUCGUGAUCGUGGGUGGCUGCUGGUGGCUCGCCACCGGACACACCGACCUCCUGAGCGAGCCGUUCAAAGGCACGACCAGCUCCCCCGGCCAGAUAGCCUUGGCGUUCUACAGCGGACUCUGGGCCUACGACGGCUGGACGGCCGCUGCGAUCGUCACCGAGGAGGUCAAGAGGCCCGAGGUCAACAUACUCCGGUCCAUAUUGGUCGCGGUGCCCGUUGUCACUGUGCUCUACGUCUCCAUGAAUCUCAUGUACAUGUCCGCCCUGACGACGACCGAGAUGAUAGGGGCGCCCGCGGUCGCCGUACUCUGGGCCGAGAGGAUUCUUCCCUCCUGGAUGGGCUUUGCCAUACCCCUCGGCGUCGCCCUCUCCACAUUCGGCUGCGGACUCAGCGUGCAAUUCGGCGUCACGAGGCUGUGUUACGUAGCUGGUAGGGAGGGUCACGUGCCGCGUUUCUUCAGUUGGGUGCACCACGAGCGCCUGACCCCGGCCGCCGCGGUGGCGUUGCAGGGCGCCCUGACGCUGCUCUACAUGAUGCUGGGCAACAUCGUCGAGCUCAUCGAGUUCGCCAGCUUCCUCAUAUGGGUGUCCUACGGUCUGGCCAUGCUCGCCCUGAUCGUCAUGCGGUACACCAAGCCCGACGUCCAGCGGCCGUAUCGCGUACCGACCUUCGUGCCCUGGCUCGUCCUCUUGAUAUCCGUCUACCUGUCGCUCAUGCCCAUUUACGAGGAUCCCUCGCUCAAGUACAUGUUCGUUCUCGUCUUUGUCCUCCUUGGCUGGGUCGUCUACCACUUUUACGUCCAUCAGAAGAAAAAGAGCGACUUCACCAGAAAGCUCACGUAUUUAGUCCAAAUGUUGUUCAUGGUCGUCGCACCCGAUGAGGUCGAGGACAAGAGCGACGAGGCUUUGAACGAUAAAUCGAACCAAGUCAAGUAGGUGAGCCAUCUGACACACAAGUGAGAGGCUAUAUCAUCGUAUAAGUAUAUAUCCUCCUGCAGCGAAGAUAGAGAUAAACAUACAAGUUACAAAAGACUCACAGUCGACGAUUUUCCGCGACUCAAACGCAUCAGGCUGUGAAAUGAGAAAUGUGCAAGGCGCAAAUAGUGUGCAAGACGUUAUGCGUAAGCUUAAGUGGUUUACACUGUGAUUCGAAUAGACGAACUAACGCCAUCUAUUUCACUAAGUUUAUGCCUUUUUUUAUACUCUUAUAAAUAAUUGUUGAUAGAUUUGACACAAAUGAGAUUUUUACAAU
This is a messenger RNA of Copidosoma floridanum, 2112 nucleotides long. Its product is annotated as b(0,+)-type amino acid transporter 1. Gene Ontology annotation, biological process: amino acid transmembrane transport. NCBI's taxonomy places the organism in Eukaryota, Metazoa, Arthropoda, Insecta, Hymenoptera, Encyrtidae. The record is from RefSeq and is a predicted model, not a curated record. Gene Ontology annotation, molecular function: L-amino acid transmembrane transporter activity. Gene Ontology annotation, cellular component: membrane.